CCUAGGAGGACAUGACAAAGGAAUGGAAGAAGCGGUUCAUCGUCGACGAUGCCCCGACACUCGCCAUCAACCGCAUCUUCACGAUGGCUCAAGGGAGCACACCGACACGUGAUUGGCUCACGGAUUGGCAGAAGAUCGUGGCAACGCCCGAUUUGGACUUGCCAUUUCCGCAUCUGCGCCGUGAGUUCUACAACAGGUCAUGCGCCGCUCUCAGCCUCGCACUUGGUGAUCGCAAGCAGUACAGCACUUUCGCAGAGAUCAUCAACAAGGCGAGGGAGAUCAUCAAGACCAACAGGGCAGCUGCACACGAGAAGUCGACGUGGCAGCCAACCUAUGUGGAGAAGAUCGGAGAGGCGACCUGCAGCGCUUUGAUUGAUUGCGGAGCAUCUCGCAACUACAUGAGUCAGGACUUCAUGGUACGCACCGACCUUGGCCCACGAGUCCGAAGGAAGUCCCAGCCCACGCAAGUCACGUUGGCGGACGGUCACACGCACAAGUCAAUUGUCCGGUGCAUUGAUGACGUCCCAGUGUACUUUGCCCCUCACGCAAGUGAGGCGGUGUCCUUUGACAUUCUGGACACCAAAUUCGACAUGAUCUUGGGCAUGUCAUGGCUGAGAAGCGAGGACCACCCAGUGAACUUCUACCGCCGCACCGUUCACAUUCGUGAUCGGAACGGACUACUAGUCCUAUGCACGGUAGCUCCUCGCCCUUCAGUCAACUGUCACGUGGUAUCCGCCGCAAGCAUGCGAGCUUCCAUCAUCAGAGACGACAUCGAGGAGAUGGGGAUGUGUUUUCUCCACGCCCUCCCGCCCCAAGACGCGUCAUCAACGGACUCAUCUUCGGAUCCACGCAUAUUCGAGCUUCUCGACGCCUACAGCGACGCGUUCGAAGGCCCGCACGGAGUAGUACAGGAUCGACCCAUCCGCCACGAGAUCAUCCUCGAGGACGGGGCCAUACCUCCACGCGGUUGCAUCUACCGAAUGAGCGAGGAAGAGUUAAGUGUGCUUCGGGCACAACUCGACAACCUUCAGGAGAAAGGCUGGAUUCGACCUAGCUCAUCGCCAUACGGUGCUCCUGUUCUCUUCGUCUGGAAGAAGAACAAGGAUUUGCGGUUGUGCAUCGAUUAUCGCAAGCUCAACAUGCAGACAAUCAGAAACGCCGGCCCACUCCCACGCGUCGACGAUCUUCUCGAGCAACUGGGCGACGCCAAGUUCUUCUCUAAGAUCGAUCUCAAGUCGGGAUAUCACCGACUCGAGAUCCGGCAGGAGGAUCACUACAAGACCACGUUUAAGACGCGAUAUGGGCAUUUCGAAUGGCUGGUCAUGCCAUUUGGCCUUACGAAUGCCUCGGCCACUUUCCAAGCUGCUAUGACAACGGACCGGAGUUUGGAGGAGCAUGUGGAACACCUGCGCACCGUUUUGGAGCGGCUACGACAAGCCAAGUACAAAGCCAACMGCGACAAGUGCGAAUUUGCGCGGCAGGAGCUGGAGUACUUGGGACAUUAUGCGACGCCGCAAGGCAUCCGUCCGCUUGCGGACAAGAUCGAGGCCCUACGAGUACGGCCCGAGCCCACCAACACCGCGGACGUUCAUUCAUUCAUGGGAUUGGCGGGCUACUAUCAGCGUUUCAUCACCGGAUAUUCCAUGAUUGCUGCACCUAUGACGAGCUUACAGUUGCCAAAGGUGCCAUUCGUAUUCGAUGACGACGCACGYCGGUCAUUCCAAGCACUUAAGACGGCUAUGCUUUGCCGACGCAGCAAGCCCCGCAACCGCAAUCCCUACGGCGAGUUACGCCCGAUGCCUAUCCCACGGGAACCUGGUCUCUCCAUUGCCAUGGACGUCACCGGUCCGUUUCCCCGCGACCAGCUCGGGCACGACGGCAUCCUCACGGUGGUGGACCGAUUGAGUAAGUAUGCGCGUUUUCUUCCUUGCAAGUACUACUCCUCGGCUCCCGCGCUGGCACGCCUCUUGCACACCGGCUGGAUUUGCGGCCAUGGUGUACUGGAAGAUAGCGACCGCGACACUCGCUUCAUGUCGGCAUUUUGGACUGCACUCAUGCAGGAGUCCGGCACGAAGAUGAAGCCAAGUUCGGCUCGGCAUCCACAGACAGACGGGCAGACGGAGCGGGCACAUCAGACCGCUCAAAUGAUGCUUCGUACGCUCAUCCGUCCGGACCAGAAAGAUUGGGUUGACCGCCUCCCCGACAUCGAGUUCGCCUACAACACUUCGGUGCAUCCGGCGAUCGACGUGACUCCAUUCGAGUUGCACCACGGUGGACGGAAAGGCCGGAUCUUCGGCGACCUUCUCCUCCCUCAACCAGCCGAUAUUGACGCUGCCUGCUCUCCCGCUUGCGUCCGAAAGUACAGGGAAUUGCUGACUCAAGCCCGCGCGAACAUGCAAAAGGCUCAAGUCCGCAUGCAACAGCAAGCCAACAGGCAUCUCGUACCAUGUCCCAUCCGCGCCGGUGAUCUGGUUUGGGUCUCCGCGGAAGAGUUUGCACUGGAACAGGAUGUUUCACGCAAAUUGCUUCCCAAGUGGUUUGGACCUUGGUCUGUGACAGCAGUCGCGGACGAUGAGCCUGAUGGCCCUUCAUUUGUGAUCAACAUUCCCGAGCAUCUGACGAUCCAUCCAGUCUUUCACGCCUCGAAGUUGGCAACAUAUACACCAGCUAAGAGCGACAACUUCCCGGGCCGACAAUCGCAGGACCCUCCUUCUAUGGAUGGUCAUCAGGAAGUUGACCGCGUCAUCACGGAUCGCAAGUACGGCAGCAAGCCGCGCCAGUACAAAGUUMCAUUCMGAGCAUGCGAUCCCGACGACACUCGGUGGAUUUCAGGAGAAGAUUUGAAAGCAUCCGCACCGCUGAUCUACGCGCACUACGAGCGACAAAGGUUAGCUAAGGGACCUCCACGACCUGCCCCUCCCACCCGGACUGUGGUCCCUCCCUCAGACUGACAGCUUCGCCCUCGCAGGUAAGCUCGGUCUUUCAAGGAGGGGGGGGGKGUGGCAUACUGCGUAGCCACACGGGC
Molecule: messenger RNA, 3025 nt
Organism: Chara braunii
Lineage: Eukaryota; Viridiplantae; Streptophyta; Charophyceae; Charales; Characeae
Source: the annotation of a GenBank genome assembly